Messenger RNA from Rhipicephalus sanguineus (brown dog tick), 6793 nucleotides. Its product is annotated as zinc finger protein 160. Gene Ontology annotation, molecular function: RNA polymerase II cis-regulatory region sequence-specific DNA binding; DNA-binding transcription factor activity, RNA polymerase II-specific. Gene Ontology annotation, biological process: regulation of DNA-templated transcription. Bases 980 to 4216 code for a protein of 1078 amino acids. The transcript has 2 exons. The record is from RefSeq and is a predicted model, not a curated record. NCBI's taxonomy places the organism in Eukaryota, Metazoa, Arthropoda, Arachnida, Ixodida, Ixodidae.
UGCUUGUUUUGGUUAGAACGCCUAUGUCCUUUCCAUGAUGCUGGUAUGUGUGUCGUCCGACUACGAGCACCACGACUACUCAGCUGCUGGUCUAAUCCACGAGGCUUUCCGUGCGCAUCGGUCGUAGUGGCACUACGGUAAAUUCAGCCGUAACCUACCUAGCAUUCUGGAAGGGCGCUGCCGACGAGCCCCACUGAACGUUCAUUGCUGCACUGGCUUCCCGCGUCGUUAGGCUAAAGCUGGCGGCGCGCAUAAAUGCAACCACUGUAACCUCGUUUAUCAUCUAGCAUCGCCGCCGCUGUAGGAGAUGUAGCAGACGAGCUUUAGCGUCCCUCGAAACGCACCCUUUGGAACUAAACAGAUAUGUAAUUGAAUUUGCUGAUUGCAUUGUCUGCAGAAUUUGUAGUGCAACGUACUCAGCCAACAUGGUCUCUGUCUGCGUUGACGUCGAUUUGGAGAUGAAACCGAUGUCCCUGGACUUGGUGUUUCCGGAGGGCAUCGAAAGAGGCGGCAGAAUAAACUUCAAUUUUUUGAGGAGUGGCUCGAUGCACAAAAUCGUGGUGACGGUGUCACGCAGGCUUGCCGCCCCGAAGCGACUUCCUUUGACGCAGCCUAUGCGCACGAGAAAGUUCGCAUCUCUUCGGGAGGCAGGCCGAGCUCAUUCUGUUACAUCGACGAGCGACGCGAUGCAAAUGUUUUCGUCGACGACGGAGCGGUCGUGGAGAUUCAAACUGAAGGUUGCGAAAUCGAAGUGGAGUCGGAAGUUCCGUCUCCUGCCGCGUCGCCCCUGCCAGACCCGUGUUCUCCCGAAAGUGUCAGUUCGUCCGAACCGGCGACAGACGUCGGCGAUUACACCGCCGCCGACACUGCGGACCAAGGAGGGCGCGCGAGCAGCAAUGUGGAAGAAAUUGACUUGACAGGUGACUCAAACCCUGCUUCCGAAAAGUCGGCAAAUGUCACUAUUGAAGAUCACUCCUACAUGGUCGGCCAAGCCACUGCCACGACCAGUGCUGUCAAUGCUGUUAACUCUAAUGAUGAUGCUUCCACCCGUAAAAACGUCUCUAAUGCAGCCAAAGCAUCGCCCGCGGAUACCACAACUGUCAUUGCAAGGGCUUUGAACGUUUCCCAGAAUGUCACCUCGAAGACCGGCACAGUAACACACGGCAGGGCAAGUGCUGCCGUCACUUCCAAGGGCAACAACGGGGCCAAAGCGAUGGCACUCUACUCCUGCUUGUAUUGCAAGCAUAUAACACCGUGCAAGGAGACUGCAAUAGCUCACUGCAAGCUCCAUACCUCAAAAAACGAUCCUUUGCCACAACGGCCACCAUCGGAUGCAGCGGCAGUUCCGGCAGCAAAGGUUGGAGCGCCAGCUUCUCCAGACAAGGCCAAACCCCAGAGAAACAAUACCAAGCCACGUAUUGGAAACGUGUUUUCCCUUACUAAGGACAAGUUGGCUGUCAUUACAACAGCUGGUAGCUCGUUAAGCGUGCCUAGCAGUGAGUCUGGCUCUGGAGUUAAAGGUUCUAUCGAGACAACAGUCCUACCCACGGUCCUUAACAUGCUAGCCUCUAUGUCACCGAAUGUCAAGCGUGUCGUCCUUAAAACUGGCCCAGUUCCACUCUCAGCAGCUGGUGCUCUUUCUCCAAAAAAUAUCACAGCUAUUGUGAAGAAAGCAAAUGAGAGCAGUGUGGCGGAACUGAGGUCUGUCGUUCCUUCUUCUACACCAAAGCCACUGUCAACAACUCCAGGGAAGGGUCUCAAGCCCAUUGUACUGCCAAAUUCACCGAAAGAGUCGAAAGACAUGCCCACCAAGCCUCCUGCUAAUACAAAGAUUGUGUUUAAGUGCUUUAAGUGUUCUCACAUUACUUUUGAUAAGCUUGUCGCUCUGAAGCAUCUCCAAGAGCAUACGGCUGCAGCACAAGACAAACAAGUGGACAAAGAAAGCCAGUUGAGUGAUGCAUCUGACAAUGCAUCUGUUCCGGGCACACCUCCGGUCCUGGCUGUAUCAGAGGCUUCAAAGCGUGCCCUGCCUCUGACAGGAUCACAGCUGAAGCCGCUCGUUCAACAGGUCAACCGCCUCUCCAGGUCCUCGGAUUCAAUCAAAUACUUUGCAUGUACCAAAUGCAGAAAAGUGUACAAGAAGAAGGCAGGCUUGAAUAAGCACAUGAUGAAGCACACCGGAGAGCAAAAGUUCCGCUGCGAGAUAUGCGACAGAGGCUUUCAGUUCAAAUCGGUGCUGCAGGUGCACAUGAAGGUGCACAACCGGGUCAACCCGUACAAGUGUGCCAAGUGCAAGAAGAGCUUUACCACAGAAGUGGCAUUACAGAAUCACGAGAAGAAAGUGCACAGUGACCCAGUGAUCUGCCACCUCUGCAACAUGCCGUUUGUACGGCAGCACAACUUAGUGGUGCACAUGAUGCAGAAGCACGGACAGACUGCUCAGCAUCGCUGCAGCAGCUGCCGGAAGCCCUUCUUCACCGAGGAAGACCUCGCGGCCCACAAGGAUGUGUGCAAGGGAGAUGCGUACCGGCACUGCGCCAACUGCAGCUUCAAGGGUGCCACCUACAAGGAGCUCUGCGAGCACGUAACACAGUGCCACCCGGACGUGCCGCAGUUCAAGUGCGAAACGUGUGGCCUGAUUUCCAUUCACAAAGUUCGGCACCGGGCUCACAUUCGAACACACCAGCCCGGCUACAAGCCCAAGAAGGCGAAGCACACCUACAAGUGUCCGCAAUGCGGGAAGGAAAUGCGAAGCCAGUCGGGCCUGCAGUCCCACCUCAGCUCCCACAACAACAUCCGGCCAUUUUCGUGCCCGACGUGCGGUUGCAGCUUUUCCUCUAAGGGCAGUCUCAGGGCUCAUCGGCUCAACGUCCACGCCUCGACCACAUUCAGCUGCGAGCAGUGCCCGCUUACCUGCAAGUCUAUGUUUGCACUUCGCAAGCAUAAGAGCCUGAUUCACGGGCAGACCAUCAACUUUCAGUGCGACCACUGCAAGAAACGCUUCACCAGUGAGCGCAAGAAGCAGCUGCACACGGCCGUGGUGCACAUGGGUGACACGGCUUGCCUAGAGAACGGCGAGAACCCCUUCCCCACACUCAAGGUGUACCGCUGCACCGAGACAGAUUGCGAGUUUGCCACUUUCAGCCUGUACCGGAGCAAGGCCCACGCCAUAACCCACACGGGAGUCAUGCCUUUCCAGUGCACGCAGUGUGACAAGGCAUUUGUCGUCCAGGACGAGCUCAAGAGGCACAUCACUUUGCAGCACAAUAAGGGCAAGCAAAAGCCUUGUCCUCACUGUGGUCGGGUCUUUGUGUCAGACUCCCGCUACGAUUGGCACCUACGCCUGCACGAGAACAACCAGGGCUUCCAGUGCAGCAAGUGCCCCUACUUGUACGAGUCCAAGGCCUACCUGGAGCACCACCAACAGAAGCAUGCUGAGGAGAGCCAGUCUGUAUGUGAAAUAUGCAGCAAGACUUUCAAGACUGUGCGAGCUAUGGGCAUCCACGUGACUCACAUGCACCCCGAGGUGGCCAAGAGCCCCUCACUCCAGGUGCUGCGCUCGCUGCGUUACCCACACGGUUGCGACCAGUGUCCCGUUCGCUUCAAGACCCCCACCGAGCUGCGGGCACACAAGCUGUGCCGGCACUCUGGCGUCGCGGGCAAGCGGCUCGCAAGCGCCGAAAGGAACUUCGAGUGCCACUUCUGCGGCAAGGCAUUCAAGCACAACUGCGCGCUGCAGACGCACCUGCGGACCCACACGGGUGAAAGGCCCUUCGAGUGCCCCCAUUGCACCAAGGCCUUCACCAUCCACCAGACGCUGAAAGACCACAUUGUCAGCGUACACACCAAGGACUUCAAGCUGCACUGCUUACUGUGCGGCAAGGGUGUUGUGAAUAACACGAAGCUGAAGCAGCACCUUCAGCACGCACACAAGGCCGUGCCUAAACCUACUCUGCCCAUCGCCGCCCGCGCCAAGGCCUCGGGAAUAGACAAGCCGAAGGCACCCCGUGCACCCAAGAGGGAGGAGCAGCCGCAGCUGCAGCAGCACUUGCAGCAACACCUGCAACCGCAGCAGCUUCACAUGGCACCGAUUGUGUUCGUGGAAGAGCAGAACGCCGAAAUAGGCGAAGUGUACAUAGAGCAGGAGGUCGUGACAGCCACGGAAACGGCGAUGGUUGUGGAGGACCCCAUCAAGCUGCUCACGUCAUUCUUCUGAGCAUCAAACUGUUCAAAACUUCCUUUUGUGCGAUGUGUAGCUUUCGGAGACACCCUGUAAAAGCUUGUUAGGACUCUGAAAGCUCAUCACUUUGUUUAAACAAUGUGCACUUUUGUGAGCAAGCACUGUUAAAGUGCCUCUUGUAUUUCUUUUUAACAGAAACUAGCGGACAUCUGACUGCGCUGCAAGAACUUGCUUGUGUGGUUAUGUGCGUUUUUUUUGUGCAGUGUUAAUGCUAUAUUAUAUGGUUUGCUGGAGUGCAAGUGAAUUGUACAUAUGUUGGAUGGUCACUAAAUACAUUAAGGUACAGCACACCUCUUUACUUCGUUGCAGUCAGAGAAAACUGCAGUUUUUAUGCCAACCUAUCGUAGAAACUUUUAAGACUUUAAAGUGCAGUUGUCUUUCUUUUUUGAUUUCAUAGAGGAAUAUAAGAAGCAGCUUAAAAUUAUAACAAGCGCCUCCUGAAUCGCGGUUCCACCACCUUUUUUUUUUUUUCUCACAAUGUGACUAAGUUUCAGGACAGUGUGGCUGCAGUCUCGUGUCAAAUUUUACGCAUGGUAUGCACUGAAAUGUAAGCUUGUGUAUCUUACUUGUCUUCAGAUGCGAAUGUUUUUUGAAUGCUUCGACAUCGUGUUUCAUUCUUCUGGUAACCAUUGGACUGCUCAGAAGUGCUUGCUUUUAUUCAGUUGUAAUGGUUUACGGCAUUUAGAAGAGAUACAGCAAAAAUGUGUGCAACGUGUUGAUUGACAACGUUAAAUUGACUUUUGAAACUUGGCUUCAAUCGCUGUGCUUGUUUCAAAGCGAUCUUGCUGCUUUUUAUUUUGUACAGAAUAACGUAAUUGGAGGGUUUAUAAGAAAUUCCUAUUUAAUUAGGAUAUUGAGAUAAAUAUUUGUUCCUAAUUAUGUACCUUUGAGUUGCUCCACAAGGUCCACGAUCCACUUCCAUGCAUCACCACAGGAAAAAGAGGAUUCGCCACAGAUAUUUUAGCUUUAAGGCUAACAUUUUGUUGGCUUUUAGCGUAAUCUUUGAAUAUCCACCCAUUUUCGUUUUCUGGAUACUAUCCUUCGCUGAAUUUCUUUGUAAUGCUUCCAUAAAAAUUGCUUGUUAAUCUGAAGCACUAUUUGGUUACACCUGGACUUCUCUGUUACUGAGUUUUCCAUAGAACAUUGAUGUUUAAUUUAUUUCACUAAUGAGAAAACUGCUAAGCAUGCGUGCUCGUUACGUUCAGUCUCGUUCAACCCAUAAUUUGUCAAAUGUUCCACAGGUUGAGUUCUCCUUAACACAACCAUGUUUUUUUUUUUCAGUGUCUCGAUAACGCUUCAAAACUAGUUAAGUUUGCCUCCCAGAAAUAUAUUGUGGGAAGAAUUUUGAAGAAAAAGGCCUAGUAUGUGCAGAGAUAUUACAAAAACCAUGUUUACCUUUCAGCAUCCUUCAUUACAAAGGUGCAGGGCAGUGGCAGUACAACAUGAAGCUUUCAUUCCUGAAAAAAACAUGCCGAUACAAAGCAUAUUUAGUUAUGCUCCGUUUGAAUAGUUCCUGUCUGAAUGUCUGGUGGUUGCCAAGUUGGCUUCCACUAGAGGCUUAGUCUUUUAGUUUUUAUGCAAAGAAAAUUGGUUCUGCUGAUACGUUUGUGUCAGAAGCAAACUUUAUCACAUCUCCCGUCUCAUGUGUGUGCUGUACUACCCGUUGUUUUUUUACUGUCUGGCGCCAAUUUCAAAAUCAACUUUCUCGAAUGCAUCCACUUGAGAUGUUCUAGCAGUGGUAGCUUAUGGAAUCUAAUACUCUCUGUCAUUAGUACAGCAGCUUUCUGGCAAUUUUCCUCAAAACAAACUAAACUUUUCUAUGAUCUGCGCUUGUCCAAAACGUAAACUCUCAAAAAUCUUGUCUUGAAAGGCAUUAGAGUUCACUUUAUUUUUUAUAAAUUAUUUGACCAUGCCAUGCUGCAGGCGCGCAUGUGUACUACACAAGCCAUGCAUGAUGUUCCUUAGUGGCAUUAGAUGCACAUCUUGCCCAUUACUAACAUCAGAUAAUGUGAGCUGCCGUGAUAAAGACACAGCCAGAACUCUCGUUUCCCAUCCGUGCCCUCUCGCCAUAAAGAAUUUGUCAAGCUCGAGCAACUUAUAAAAUAGAUUAAUCUAACACAUGAGCUGUUGCCAUAUGACGACUGUGGGAGCCUACGUUACUUGAAUAGUACAGGAACUGGAAAUCUUUGGCUUGUACUUGUGUGCAACACCUGCAGAAAGAGGAGGACCUAGCACUAUGAGUUUAUUGUGUCUUUGUAAUGGCCAGUGUGUUUUACAUCAUCACCAAUUCAAAGUUGUUCUUUUUUUUUCUGUAUACUUCAUGCUUCCUGUUCUGUGUGUCUGUGUAUUUCAAUAUGCUUUGGACCUUUUGACAUGGAGCAAACUUUUCAGACCUGAGACUGGGAAAGAGUUGUAUUUGUUUUUGAGCCCGAGUGUGUGCACAGCAUUUUCUUGCCUUCAUCCAGAUCACCUCCUUUUUGCAAACAUAGUUACAUUAUUAAGAAACACUGGGUGUAUGAGCUCUUUGCGAUUAAAGUUUCUACAGACCAGUUA